AUGCACCUGUCCGCCGAGGCGCCGCCGCCCGGGGGCGGGGAGCCCGCCGCCUCCGCCGCCCCCGCCGCCGGCUACACCGCCCUCACGGCGGACGUGCUGGCCGAGCGCACCCUCGACGGGCUGCUGUCCGAGCACCCGGGCGAGCUGGUGCGCACCGGCAGCCCGCACCUCGUGUGCACCGUGCUGCCGCCGCACUGGCGCUCCAACAAGACGCUGCCCGUGGCCUUCAAGGUCGUGGCGCUGGGGGACGUCAUCGACGGCACGCUGGUCACCGUGCGCGCCGGCAACGACGAGAACUACUGCGCCGAGCUGCGCAACUGCACGGCCGUCAUGAAGAACCAGGUGGCCAAGUUCAACGACCUGCGCUUCGUCGGCCGCUCCGGCAGGGGCAAGAGCUUCUCGCUGACGAUAAUAAUAGGCUCGUCCCCGCCGCAGAUGGCCACCUACAACAAGGCCAUCAAGGUCACCGUGGACGGUCCCCGGGAGCCCAGGUCCAAGACAAGGCACCAGCAGUUCCAUCCGUUCCACUUCGGCCCGCGUCCGUUCCACUUCGGCAACCCGCUGGACCAGAGGGUGCCCGACCCUCUCGUAGGAGCGCUGCCGUUCAAGCUGACAGGUGAGUGCGAUCGAUACAUAUCGAUGUUGUUCUUCUGGGCACAGUUCCAACAGUCGCUGGCGAGGGAAGCGCCCCGCCCUAAGACGCCGGCGCCCCUGGGAGCAGGGAUUAGCAGCUCGGCGGGCCGGAGAGUUAGCGAAGACAGCGGACUCGGUCGCCGCGCAGCUACGGAGGAGGCGCCCGGGAUUACGGCGGCCAGCCCCGCCGGUUCCACGGGCUUCCGCGGGGCUUAA
Bacillus rossius redtenbacheri is the source of this 849-nucleotide messenger RNA. Its product is annotated as runt-related transcription factor 1-like. The record is from RefSeq and is a predicted model, not a curated record. Gene Ontology annotation, molecular function: ATP binding; RNA polymerase II cis-regulatory region sequence-specific DNA binding; DNA-binding transcription factor activity, RNA polymerase II-specific. Gene Ontology annotation, cellular component: nucleus. The transcript has 4 exons. The coding region runs from base 1 to 849 and encodes 282 amino acids. Lineage: Eukaryota; Metazoa; Arthropoda; Insecta; Phasmatodea; Bacillidae. Gene Ontology annotation, biological process: regulation of DNA-templated transcription.